This is a messenger RNA of Prorocentrum cordatum, 199 nucleotides long. Lineage: Eukaryota; Dinophyceae; Prorocentrales; Prorocentraceae. The record is from the annotation of a GenBank genome assembly.
GUACGUGCACGAGCAUGCCCUGGAUCAGCUGGUCACGAAGCUCAUGAACGGCGUCAUCGCCGACAAGCCGAAGGACCCGAAAGCGUACAUGGUCAGGUGGCUGGCGGAGAAGUGCACGGACAGGCAGCUGGAGGAGGGCGGCCUGGCGCGCCGCGUGCCCCCCUCGCCGGGGCCCUCCUCGCGGAGGGAGAGCGGCCUG